Messenger RNA from Manduca sexta (tobacco hornworm), 2330 nucleotides. It is a transcript of the gene slou, whose product is annotated as homeobox protein slou. Gene Ontology annotation, cellular component: nucleus. The transcript is spliced from 3 exons. Gene Ontology annotation, biological process: regulation of transcription by RNA polymerase II; cell differentiation. Bases 268 to 1128 code for a protein of 286 amino acids. The record is from RefSeq and is a predicted model, not a curated record. NCBI's taxonomy places the organism in Eukaryota, Metazoa, Arthropoda, Insecta, Lepidoptera, Sphingidae. Gene Ontology annotation, molecular function: RNA polymerase II cis-regulatory region sequence-specific DNA binding; DNA-binding transcription factor activity, RNA polymerase II-specific.
GUCACUAUCGCGUGUUGGUCCGGGACGAGCGCGCACACCGCCGCCCUACUGUCGGAUUACAGUGCUGCCGCGCCGCAACACCACGCCACACCGCCGCCGCUCGAUAAUACAUUUAUUGCAUUCGUAUGCUCGGAUUGAAUACAUGAACUAAUAAGCAAUAGGGAUCCGAACAGUGAUGUGAAGUGACAUUAUAACUAUCGAUUACGAAUCGAUAUGUAUUGAGAAACUAAUGUAUUCGAAUAAAACAAAUAAAUAAUAGACGUUGCUAUGACGAUGCUCGCGAUGGCACGAGGAUCAGAGGAACGUAGGGACGAGGGGCACUCGGAGACGGAAGCGGAAGGGGAGGCCAAUGGAGAGGUGGACGUUGUCGGGGUGGAAGAGGCCGCGCCGGUGGACCUCACGAGGCGGCUGGGGCUGACGCGGCCGCCAGAGAGGCCAGCCAUCGCCUUCUCCGUGGAGAACAUCCUGGACCCCAACAAGUUCACGGGAAGGUCAGAGGUCCCGCUGCGGUACGACGAGCAAUACUGGAGGCCGCACUACGACAAUGACAGUGAUUCUGUCAAAGACCACCUCCAGCACUCGGACCUCGAAGCCGACGAUGUGGAAACAGAUGACCAGACCUCCAAUAUGGACGAUGACCUCCUCACGCAAUCAGACCUUGACGAGAAUGGGGACCCUAAGAGCCCUACAAGUUCUUCGUCCAAAAAGGGCAAAGGGCAGAGUCGAGACUCCAAAGGGGGGACGAAGCCACGACGAGCAAGAACAGCGUUCACUUACGAGCAACUUGUCUCCUUGGAGAAUAAGUUUAAGACCACGAGAUACUUAUCUGUCUGCGAGAGGCUCAAUCUGGCGCUGAGUUUAAGUUUGACAGAAACUCAGGUCAAAAUUUGGUUCCAAAAUCGUCGCACGAAAUGGAAAAAGCAGAACCCUGGCAUGGACGUAAACAGUCCUACGGUACCUCCCCCGCCAGCCGGAGGGUUUCCCUCUGGCCCUUACCCUGGCGGGCUGCUGUACUCGCACGGAGUCCCCUACCCGUUCACAGGGCCGGGCCCCUACGCCCCGUACUUCCACCACCUCGCGGCGAACCACCACCAUACGCAUGGAAGCUUAGGGCACUCCCACACGUGAUUGUGGCAACGCCCAGAGUCCCAGGACUCUAGGGUCGACAAGGAGAACGACAGUAGUUGUGGACUAUCCAAUUAGAAGAGAUAUAUGUGACGUGGAAUGUUCUAGAAUGCCGUUGGUGUGUUCCGUUUGACAGGUUGUAAAAACAAAUUGGGUUUAUGGUAUUUUUAUUAGCUUAUGUUUAUUUUCUGGUAUUAAAUUAUAUUGAAAUAAAGUGAUGAUUUUUUUAUAUUACAUUGAAAGUAUUAAAUUAUAGAACUAGACAUUUUACUGUUUCUGCUGUAUAACCAUUGAUUUACGGAGAGUGAAGCUAACACUUUGGUAAAAGUAUACAGGUAAUCUCUGCGGAAAAUAAUUUACGACUACUUUUAAACUAAAAUACCUGGUAAAAUCAUGUCUCUUGGAACACACUUCGCGUUUUAUAUUAAUGUACAUAAAUUAUAAUUAUAUAGUUGAAAGUCUUGUAUUCUAUCAUAAAGUAGAACCUAAUUUAAGUAUAAAUUAUAAAUCAAUUGUGAUAUAUAUUUUAUAAGAAAAUUAACACGUUAUGACUCUCCAUCGCCAAUCUACUCUAUUAUACGCUGUGGUAGAGAAAAACAAAUAUGAAUGAAUAUAUUGACAUCAUCUUUCUUUAUGUUCAUUUAUUUGUGCAAUGCAUGAAAAUAUAUUUAGCGGUUAAAGAUCCUAUUAGUUAUUUAAUUUUAUGUUUAGAUAAACAUUUUAACCUGUUAAUGAGUGAAAUUAUGCUUAAAAAAUAAGCUACGUAUCGAGCUUUGAAAAGUAUAAGUUUUUUUCUUACUGGUGAUUUAAUUAAGUCGGCAAUGGUUUUGUAUAAUUUAGAAAGUAUUAUUAUUUAUAGUUAUCUUUAGCCGAUUUCAAUGUUCCUGGCUAGCUUAAAUUUAGGCACUGCCUUUUACACAUGAUUGUCUUUUGAAUUUAGAACACCAACCGUGCCUAACUUCAAGCUGGCCAUAAAGAGUGACGUCAAUUUUAAGUUUUUUAGUUUUAAAAAUACUUUACACCACAUAACUAUGCGCGUACUUGUAAUUAAUAAAACAAUUGUAUAUAAUUUAGUAAAUGUAAACUUUCUGUAAAUAUUAUAACUUUGUGAAUUCUUAUAAUGCACCCGUAGUCUUAUUUUAUUUUAAAUAAACUGAUAUUUUAUAAAUAUUGUGCCAAAUAUGUGCUGUGCAUUUUAUUUUGAA